CACCGCUCUACGGAGGCACUGAGGGAGUGAGGCACCAAGAGAUUAAGAAAAGAGAGUGGACCAGUUCAAAGAAAAAGUCACAGUGGAGUGGAUAGAAAAUAAGGUGAAGUAGAAAGUAGGGACAUGUGACAUGGAAUACUUUACUGGAACGACCUGAACAGUCACAUUUCUACUUUAUAUGGGAGGCACGAAACAAGACAACCUGUGGAGAUGGGAAGCACAACCCCCCCAGUGUACCUCAAUGUGACUGCUGAAAUGAUCAACUCGUCGUCGGGCUCUGCUGAGCAUCAGGGUGGUUACAGUGAGCCAACAAAGAUCCUGCUGGGCAUGAUCAUAUCAUUACUGGUCCUGUGCAUAGUCUUUGGCAACAUCCUGGUCAUCACUGCAAUCGGCCGCUUCCAGCGUCUCCAAAAUGUCACCAACUGUUUUGUGACGUCCCUGGCCUGUGCCGACCUGGUCAUGGGUCUUAUCGUGGUUCCUUUCGGGGCCUGUAACAUCAUCUUUAACACCUGGCACUUUGGGAGCUUCUGGUGUGACUUCUGGACAGCGACCGACGUGCUCUGUGUGACUGCAAGCAUCGAGACCCUGUGUGUCAUCGCCAUAGAUCGUUAUUUAGCCAUCACCUCUCCUUUCCGCUACCAGUCCAUCCUGACCAAAUGCAAAGCUCGCAUUGUGGUCGUGCUGGUGUGGGUGAUUGCUGCUUUGAUAUCUUUCCUGCCCAUCCACAUGAAGUGGUGGAUAUCCAACGAUGAAGAAGCCACAAACUGCAUCAAGCAGAGUGACUGCUGCGAGUUCCACACCAACAUGGCAUAUGCCAUCACCUCCUCCAUAAUCUCCUUCUACAUCCCUUUGGUUAUCAUGGUUUUUGUCUACAGCCGGGUUUUCCAGGAGGCCAAGCGCCAGCUGAAGAAGAUUGACCAAAGUGUUGGACGUUUUCAUAACAGCGACAACAGCACCCUCAAAUCUCUGGAGGCCAGUAAUGGACGCGCCAACAAGAAGGCUAAGUUUUGUCUCCGUGAACACAAAGCUCUGAAGACACUGGGUAUCAUCAUGGGGAUCUUCACUCUGUCCUGGCUGCCCUUUUUUCUGCUCAAUGUGGUGGUGGCAAUAUGGAAGGUGGAGGGCAUUGACCUCACUUUCAGGAUACUCAACUGGAUAGGUUACGCAAACUCCGCCUUCAACCCGCUCAUUUACUGCCGGAGCCCUGAGUUCAGGUACGCCUUCAAGGAAAUCCUCUGCAUGAAGAGGAGCCGUCUCAGCAUCCCUGGGAACGUGAAUGGAUACAUCUACAACAGGCACAGUUGGCAGAGCGAGCAACAAGGGAGGAGUAAGGGCAGCUUGGAAGACAGUGACGCAAAUGAAGCGUGUGUGGGACAAGGUGCGGGGGUCUGCAGUGUUAUGGACAGAGUGAUGGACCCAAAUGGGAAUUGCAGCAAAGGGCCAACGACUGUUACGACUGUCCUGUAAACUUGGAGCCCUUACUCGUCAGUUGAUCCAGACAUGUUUACACUGCUUUCAUAAACUUUUCCCACUGACAAAUGAAGGUAAGGCCAGUCAAAGUAACUGGCAGAGUAUGUGGAGCCUGCUCUAUACAGUCUAAACAGAACAACUAUGUUCAGCAGAGGAAACUUCUUUUCACUCUUUGAACACAGCAAACAGAUACUGUAGGAGAUCACAUUUUCUUUUGUUACAUUUAUAAGUUACAUUUUACAUCUACCUCAUCUUCUUUUUCUUUCUUUACUGACUAUAUAAACUACUUCACAAAACUCCAUGUAUACCAGGGCAGUUUUUCAAAUGUUCAUUUACUCAAAUAAAUUGGUCUGUGGGUUAUGUAAUAGCCAAUUAUCUAGCUCCAAUUAAAUUUGUUUUUUUUUUUCUUGGUGAAAGAUCUGACGAUUUAGUAACCUUUAAAUAUUUUGAAAUGAUUCUGUAAAAUCCAUUUGAGCACGCCAAGUAGGCAUGGAUGGAGGAGUAAUGAAGGAUCAAAUUUAGUAGUAUUGGUGUUUUUUUCGUUUUUUUGAAGAAAUACAUUCCGAUUCAAAUACUAUAAUUUGGCUUCAUUUACUUUCCAAGUUACUUUUUUUAAAUGGGUUUUCUGAGAAAAAGAUGAUCAACAAUAGGUGUGGCAGAACCUGUCUAUCUCUCUCUCUCUCUCUCUACCCCUCUCUCUCUCUCUCUCUCUCUCGCUCUCUCUCUCUUCUCGCUCUCUCUCUCUCUCGCUCUCUCUCUCUAUCUCUCUCUCCCUCUCUCUCUCUCUCUCUCUCUCUCUCUUUCUCUCUCUCUCUCUCUCUCUCUCUCUCUCUCUCUCUCUCUCUCUCUCUCUCUCUCCCCUUCCUCACUGUUCAGUAAUGUUGUGCGGCCCGCCUCUGGUGUUUUCCAGCCUGUUGCAUGGCGGGAGCAUCUGCUGCCAACAGAUAGCACCAGAUAUAUGCAUGUUCACAGUUAUCUACAUCUCACUGAUGCAAGCUGAAAACUGCUGCAAGCAUUUCUCCCCUUUCCUGAGCAUUUGCUUCUGUGCAUCAAGUAAAACUAAUAUUUGGUACAUUAUAAAGCCAUUACAUAAGUAUACGGCAAACUAAUAAUCACUCCUAUCCUCACUUGGUGCCAGUAACAGUAACAGUUGUUCCUCUUGCGGCACAAACCAUUUUUGUUUAUUAGAUAUUGUCGUUGCUGUUUCAGCAUCUAAAGUGUUUACUGAAACAAGAGUAGCUCCUUCCUUAGCCAUGGCACAAGGGUACAAACCAUAAACAAUAAUAAACAGCCUGUGGAAUCAGCCAAGUGAUAACAAAAUAAAAAAAAAGAAGAGGAGACAAAAGCCGGUGCACCUUUGUCACUGCUCUCUGAUAUUUCCCAGAGUCUCCUCACUGUAAACGGAUGUCUGGUUAUUUACGAAAAAUUCAUCUUAACGUUUGAAUAAGACACUCAUUAGUCCGCUGAGCAGUGUCACAGCUGUUCCAGUUGUUUCAGUCACUCUAAUUCAGACCCCUCUCUGUGUGCAGUCUUCAGGAAAUGCCUCCAAUCCAGCUGAGCCCAGACAAUUAACACAAAUAAAUCCAUUAUCUCUGCUGUUUAGCUUCAGAAUCAGAUAAGUCCCCGAUUAAAAACAACACUGAUUUGCAGGUUGUGAUGAGACUUUCUCUGUAAUCACAUGGCUUAAGAUCUCAGGUUCCUAGGAAGGUGGCUUUUCGACCUCGGCAAACAAUGGGUACUUAGCAUGCAGCGCUUUAUUUAGAGAAGUCAUUCCGCUUUUCUCACACUGACUGGUUUGCAGUGCCAUUGCUCUAUAGAAGAGUCAUGAAGGUGUUGCUAUAGAUGUGACCCCCUUUCCCCCCCGUCCGUUUGGCAAUCUCCAGUAUGUUCUGAUUAAAGUGACAGCAUGCUAAAUGUGGCGACUAGGGGUUGGGGGCUGGGGGACAGGGAUUCUCUGCCAGUCUAAAUCAGUGUCAGUGACCUGAGUUUUUGUCCACGGUGCCUCUGGAGUUAGAUCAGCUGACACGGUCAAAACUGUGAACUUAGUUCCCUCAGAGGAAUCUCUAUUUACUGUAUCACUGUUUAGUCAGCGCUGUUGUCACAGGCCUCAGGGACAGACGUAAAUACAGUGUCAUCUUACGUCAGUGUUUGCUCUGUGAAAAACCAGCCUGCUGGCAUGUUGAUCUUUUUUUUUUGCAUGGAUUUACAGCAAAGUAAAUGCAGGGGUUGAAAGUCACAGCGAAUGUUCUCCAACCUCUUUUUAUCCCUUUCAGCAUUUCCACUGUACAGUAAAGCACAAGGCACAAAACAGAUUCUAGACCAAGAUCCAUUGUAUUUAUUCACACUGAAUUAAUCGAUUCAUUCACAUAAUGUUAACGAGUCACAGGAUUUAAAAUAAAGAUCUGUAUUUAAACCGUACGUCUUUUUUAGAAGCACUUUUCAAGCUAUGGUUUGCAUGUCUUGCUCUAUAUUUGUGGUGAUGUGUUUUUCGUGGAUUUUGGUGACGGUUCCUUUCAAAAGUGAUCUGUGGUCGUCAAAGUGGAACCGGUUGUGAACUAUAAAUCCACACUGCUCCCUCCUGGCAGUGGCCUCUCCUCGCAUCUCAGCUGUCCCACAGUGAUUCACGGUUACUGUUUCAUCGAUACACCUGUAUAAUAAGGAAUGUAACUCAUGUCUUUGACUCCUCUCGCUGGAGGACACAGUGUAGUUAUGUGCAAUGAGUCCUGAAUUAUUAGCUUACACUACGACAUUCCAAGUACAGCUGAUGGUUUGGUGCCUAGAGAUGCACUUGACAAAGUCUGGCCCCAGAUAAGCCUUUUUAACAACUGCUCUGCUCAAAUAACAUGUUUUUCUAAAGUGGAUUAUCUGUUACAGACAAGUCUUAGAGAGUGGAUUUAACUGUGGAACAUAUGUUAUUGUAAAAGAAUUUGAUCUAUGUCAUUGAUAUGAAGACGGCUGAGGUUGGCUAAUGGUGACGCAAUCCUCACUAAUUCACCUUUGCUCCCAUUGAACAAGAACAGCUCCCCCAUUACGGUGAUGAGAAGGUUCACUCACUUACAGCAGCACUGUGUAGCACUUUCAUGAAACAUUUGUGGUAUUAAUAAAAAAACAAUGUUUGAACUAUAAAUAAUGGCUGAAGAGUUACGCCGGUUGACUUGUCAAGUAAUAUUUUCCCCUUUUUGUAACUCAAUGCGAAGUCGUCAUGAGAAACAGCGCGGAUGUCGUUGAUUCUGCACUGUUCCGAUAAAUCGAUGUAUGUAAAUGUGAAUCUUCUAUGAAAGUUAAAUAUCGCUUCAGCCGUCACAUGACAAGUCAAACCUUUAAUAUGUGAAUUUCCUUUUUCCUGGCAAGAGUGAGACAGUCGUCACUCAGCUGAAUGUUUACUAGAUGUUCGCAAGCUAUUUUCGCACAGUUUUUUUUUUUUUCACUGUUUGUUAAGGUGAUGAAAAUCUGUUACAACAUGUGGUGUCCUGUGGUAUUUAUGAAAAAGCAAAUGUGUAUGUGCUGUAACAUUUGUAUUGAAAUAAAUUAUGUACAUGUUG
Limanda limanda (common dab) is the source of this 5012-nucleotide messenger RNA. It is a transcript of the gene adrb2a, whose product is annotated as adrenoceptor beta 2, surface a. NCBI's taxonomy places the organism in Eukaryota, Metazoa, Chordata, Actinopteri, Pleuronectiformes, Pleuronectidae. Gene Ontology annotation, biological process: norepinephrine-epinephrine-mediated vasodilation involved in regulation of systemic arterial blood pressure; negative regulation of smooth muscle contraction; adenylate cyclase-activating adrenergic receptor signaling pathway. The coding region runs from base 211 to 1467 and encodes 418 amino acids. The transcript is spliced from 2 exons. Gene Ontology annotation, molecular function: beta2-adrenergic receptor activity; norepinephrine binding. The record is from RefSeq and is a predicted model, not a curated record. Gene Ontology annotation, cellular component: membrane.